Triticum turgidum subsp. durum (durum wheat) is the source of this 1527-nucleotide messenger RNA. NCBI's taxonomy places the organism in Eukaryota, Viridiplantae, Streptophyta, Magnoliopsida, Poales, Poaceae. The record is from the annotation of a GenBank genome assembly.
AUGGCGCCGCCGCACAGGAACGGAGGAAACCGGCUGAGCGCACUCCCCGACAAGGCGCUAGAGCGCGUCCUCUCCCACCUGAUGUCCGACGAGGCGGUACGCACCAGCGGGCUCUCCCGGCGAUGGCGCCACGUCCACGAGGGCGUCCCCGUCGUCCACCUCGUCGACACCAAGUCAGGCGAGCGGUACGGCCGCUCCGGGAGCGACCUCAAGGUCUGCUUCGACCACCAGGUGACGAGCGCGAUCAUGGGCAAGGGCAUGGCGACGCCGAUCCGCGCCUUCCGUGUCAGCGCGGUGCACCCCCCGUACGACCUGCUCGACCAGUGGAUCGCCACCGUCGUCAACUCCGGCGUCGAGGACCUCGACGUCAAGCUCGGGUACUGCGCCGACUCCAUGGGCACGCUCUGCCCCUUCCUGCGCUGCCCCAUCCUCGGAACGAAGCUCUCGGCGGACUUCGACAGGCACGACACCAACAGGUACACCGGGACGCACCCCCACAUCUUCGGCUGCCCCACGCUCCGCCGGCUGCGCCUCACCAACUGGACGCUCGACCUGCCGGGGAGCGUGGACAUGGCGGCGCUGGAGACGCUCUGCCUCGCCAGGAUCAUGGACCCCCACAGGGAGCUGCAGCAGCUCAUCACCGCCUGCACGGGCCUCGCGAACCUGACGCUGGAGGAGUGCCCGAGCAUCAAGGAGAUAGCCGUGACGCCCGCCCGCCUGCGGAGCUUCGCCAUGAUCUGCUGCCACCACGCCACGGGCGUCCAGCUGCAGACCACCUGCCUAGAGUCGCUGCACUACAAGGGCGGCCUUCCUGCCCGCGGCUCGUCCUUCAUCACCGUCGCAAACUACAACGGAGUCAAGGCGGUGAGGAUCGAAAUCUGCGAAAAACUCACCGGGAACCAUGGCUGUGAGCAACCAAACGAUGUUGCGCCGGUCACAAACCUCAUCCGCCGGUGCGCCAGGCGGGCGUAUCUUCACCUUUCCUUGCGCCCAUCCAUGGCCUGCAACAUGUUCACCGGCGUCCUGCGUGGCCUGGACAGCCUCACCCACCUGAGCCUCCAGGGCUGCCUGCCCACAGAUGACGCCGUCCUGUCGGUCUCCACCUUGCUUGCCGAGGCCAGGAACCUGGAAGUACUCUCGCUGCAUCCUCUAGGUCCAGAGCCUCCAAAGAAGAAGAGGAAGAGGAUGCACAGGGACCAUGACGAUGACAGAUCAGAUUCAGACAGUGGCCCAGAAGACGGCCCCACCGACGAUGGCGUCAAGUACAGCAGCCAGAUGCCCGAGCGUCUGCGGCAGACGUACGUCAGGUGCUUGGCUCACAAGGUGAGGCGAAUCAGCAUUGCAAACUUCCAAGGGCGGCCUCUUGAAAAGAUGCUUGCAAGGUUUCUGCUCUCCAGGGCUGUGGCGUUGGAAGAAUUCUCUGUUACCUUACCAGCUGGAGUUCAUCCGCGGAAGGCUGAGAUCACAAAGGAGUUAAAAUCCUGGCGACAGAAUCGCCGUGCCAGAGUCACUUGUAACUUAGAUUGA